This is a messenger RNA of Corylus avellana, 969 nucleotides long. RefSeq names its product plant/protein. Lineage: Eukaryota; Viridiplantae; Streptophyta; Magnoliopsida; Fagales; Betulaceae. The record is from RefSeq and is a predicted model, not a curated record.
GCACCUUCAACAUCCAAAGAAACCCAUCUUGUUGGUAACAAAACAAGGGCCCAAUGAGUUUGUCACUCCUCCAGGGCUAUUCUUCAGCAGAAGAAGAAGAACAAGUACAAGAACCCGAACAUGCCCAUCUCCAAUACCCCAACUCUUCCGACGACGACGACGACGACGACGCCUACGCCGUCUCGGUCAACGACAAGUCGUUCGUCGACCUCCCACCACCCUCCUCUGGAUCCGGUCUUCCAUCGGCCCUCGACGUUUUCUCCGAAAUUUCAGAGCCGCCGGCGUUUCUGAACAAUAGCGUGGAAGAGUACGGUGUGAAGAGAGAUGUGGAUCAGCCGCAAGGAAGGCACGGUGGCCGGAGGAACAGAAAGGACAAGAAAGACUUACCUGCCGGUGCUGUAGUGGAGGCCAAAGCUCAUCUAGUUGGAAUCCAUGAGCGAGUAAGAAGUGAUAUUGUGGGUAAACAACCUCCUGCAUCAUCAGUUUCAAGCACAACGCAAGGAGGCAAGCGUGUGGCAACUGCAACCAAUCCUAAUGCAGAGGAUGCUGCAGAGCUACUGAGGAUGUGCCUGCAAUGUGGAAUUCCCAAGACUUUCUCCAAUGCUCGAGGAAUGGUGUGCCCGGUAUGCAGCGAUCGCCCUCCUGCCGACACCAGCAACGAGUCCAAGAAGAAGGGUUCCAUGAUAAAGGAUAAGGAGAAGAAUAAGAGGAUGAAGGGCCAGUCAUCUCAUGCCACGUGGAAAAGCGAAACGGAGAUGCAGCUUCGGCAGCAGUUUGAUUAGCAGGGUUGAGCCGAGUAUUCUUCAGAGUACCUGGAAUGAUGUAAUGUACCAUUUUUUUAAAUCAUGAAGAAACACUUAUUAUGUAUGAUCAAUGAAUGGAGUUGCUAACAGUUUGAUUAGGUGCAGACCAGGUCCAUCAGGGCAUGUAUGCGAUGUACAAUAUAUUUUAGCUUUUGUUUCAAGAUGU